AGAAACAGAAAGGAUGCCGAGGGCGGCCAGGAGCCCAGCCGAGAGCUUGAGCCCGAGAAGGAUAGGGAAAGAGACAAGAGCGGGAAGGCGAAGGGCUCGGCGAAGAUCGGCUCGUGCACCGCGGGCGCGUCCUGCCCCUUCUCCCACAACGUCCUGGAGCCCGGACAGCAGAAAGAGGUCUGCGCAUGGUUCGUCAAAGGGAACUGCAAGUUCGGACACAAGUGCGCCCUCGCCCACGUCCUGCCCGGGCAGAGCAUGUCUAUGGACAGGAAGAACAAGAAGGCUGCCCAGCUUGCCGCACAAGCUGGGGGUGCUGGUGGCAGCGGCGGCCGCGAGGGUGGCAGACGUGGUCAGAAGACAGGAGCGCACGGCAGCGGGUCUGGCAGUGCUCAGAAUCGAAACGGCCUGCUUUCAGGCUCGACCGCGCCAACGCGAGCUCUGGCGGGUAACUCGCGGUCAAGCAUUCCCAUGCCUCUGAAGGCCACUUUGUCGCCAUCGACCCCUGCGCCGCCUGUUAAAGAUACCGACUUUGCUUCGUUCGGUUUGCCCGACGAGAGCAACAAACUGCCGAGCGCGCCCGCACAGGGUAAACCGCCCGCAGUGCCGGCGCCUGACGUCUCUUCCUCGGUGUCUCCUCCCACUACCACUUCGACAGAGCCUGUUCAGAUCGAGUCAUCGGCGAACGCGGAUGCUAGCGAAGCUGGUGCGCUUCCGACAAGCACCCCUACUGCUCCUCGCCGAAUGGCAAACGCGCAUGGCUCACCGCCAGUCGACUUUGGACCGAUCGGAUCACCUCCUCGCUCUUCAGAGUCCGCUAGCCGUCUUGCUCGCGUCAACGGGUUCUCUCCGGGUACGUCUCCCCAUGCAGCCGGUCUGUCUACUUCUCCCUUUUCGGCCCCGGGCUCUCGCUCCGUGUUCGCAAUUCAAGGAGAGGAGGACGCGUCUGGUGGAUACGCGGGUCGUUCUGGUCUGUCUGCAUCUUUAGGAGCGAUGAUGACUUGGUCAAAGGAUCGGCCAUCUCGAAGACUGGACAGCGGUGUUGUAGGCGAGGUGGUUGUCGAGGACGAGGAUUUGGAAGAAUUCCUCCCAAGUUCCCUUACGGAUCUGCUAACGCCUGAGGAGAGAUCUAGAAGAUUGUCCCGCACGAACGGCGUUCGCCCCAAUAUGAUAGGAGCAGAUCGCGACGGAGCAAUCGGGGGUCACAGGCUCACGACAGAAGGUCAACAUCAUAGGUACUCCCGAUCGGUGCCGGCACCAUCACUGCUUCAGGAUAUCAAGUCGAUAUGGGCGGACAACGGUGGGACUGGUGCAGGCCCGUCUGAGUUGGCAGGUGCUACGGGAACGAGCGUCACGGGCGGUGGCCUAGGGAACGGUACGCCGAGCUCGUUUACGUCCAAUUCUGGCCUUGCUGGCAGAUCAGGCGAAGACAUGCUGUCGCCGUCGAACGCUUCUGCAGCGUUCCUCCCAGGUCUUCAUCACCACUACCUCAACUCCAAGGUCCAGCGUACAAACAUGCUCGGCGGCGGGCUGUCGGCGUUGCACGCGACCAACCCCAACGGUCUGUCUCACGCCAAUGUUGGCACGCACCCACCGAGUCUUGCACCGGGUGCCUUGUCUCCACCUCAUACCAGCGCUCUCGGCAAUCGACCUCCCAUGGGCAGCCCGUCAUCGGAUGUGUUCUUCGGACAGCAGCGACAUCCUGCGCCGAUGAUCAAUGACGGGUGUGUUCUUCGUGUAGAUGGUCCUAACGCGACAUACUCACCAUUUACCAGAGCUUUACAAGCACACGCUCCCGGGCAGAGUCUACCUCAAGGACUGGCGGCAGGGUAUUCGAGGAUUCACGCUUUGCCUCCGCCCGUCAUCGCGUCUCCAUCCACGCCAGGCGCUUUCAGUCAAGCGGGCGGGUACUCGCCAGGUACCAAAGUGUUUGGGCACGCGCAAAGUCCGUCGGGUGACUGGCACAGUGUGUCGCCCGGGGCUGCGAACGCAUUGGACGCUCUCGUGCACUUCAACGCACAGGCUUCUGCAGCAACUAACACAACGUCCCUGGGAGGUUUGGAGACGGUCUUCUCGCGAUUGUCUUACUCUGCUGCCGCGACACGUAUGUUCCCUGCUUCAUGUGUCUUCAUAUAUUGACAAUUAUCCUUGACAGGUGGUCCACAGGCGACCAUUGGCAACACCGCCCGUAACCUAGUGGGCGUAGCUAUAAUCCGCAAGGUUCCUUGAGUCCCCUAAGCGGGCCAGUGCUAACCGGUGAUGAUGAUGACCUGUUCAGUAUGGACGGUUAAGCUGUACUUGACUGUUGUAUGUACAAAAGUAGUGUUUUCUGUGUUGCAGUAGGUCCAGAGAUCAUGUAUAAUUUAAGUUGCUAUGGGUUCUGGGCAGCACUCGGCACAUCUACAGUAAUCUGAUGGUCAUGUUUUGUACUGCUAUGCAAUGCUUUGUGUGUGCGUGAUCUGUUUGCAACAGAGGCUCUUGAUAUUCCUUGGUAUUGGGUAUUAGGUAUUGGAACUUUCUGGGAAGAGGUUAUUAGAGCAAUGCCAUUUGCUAAUUAUG
Molecule: messenger RNA, 2556 nt
Organism: Fomitopsis serialis
Lineage: Eukaryota; Fungi; Basidiomycota; Agaricomycetes; Polyporales; Fomitopsidaceae
Exons: 2
Biological process (GO): protein polyubiquitination
Molecular function (GO): ubiquitin protein ligase activity; metal ion binding
Source: RefSeq, a predicted model, not a curated record